Messenger RNA from Striga asiatica, 1981 nucleotides. The record is from the annotation of a GenBank genome assembly. Lineage: Eukaryota; Viridiplantae; Streptophyta; Magnoliopsida; Lamiales; Orobanchaceae.
CAAUUUUGAAGCACACCAUUCUGAAUUUUUUUAAGGUUCUAAAAAUUGAAUUUAGUGAUGUACAAACUUUAAUAUGACUUUAGAUAUUCAGAAAUCUUCGCUGAUCCAUGUUCACCCUUGGGCUUUCAAUUUUUUUUUUCCCCACACCAUUUGCUCAACCGUAGUAAUCCCAAGUAAUCAAAAGGGAUUCAAAGUAAUAAAAAUAGAGGUUGGACAGUUGAAUUGAAAGGUUUUAUUUACUUUUUCCUUCUCCAUUGAUUGAUUAUACCUUUUUCCACCCUUCUUCAUAAAUCAUACUUUUUCCUUUUCCAUUGAUUGAUUAUCCCUUUUCCAACCUUCAACAAACAGUCACUUAUCAAACUCAGUCAUAUAUGUUCACAUUUUUCUGCUGUUAAAAGUUGCAACUUUAUCGGUUAUAAUGGAGCAACGAAGAAGAAGAGUAGUCCAUAAUGGAUGUGGGGAUCAACAUCGUCUGAUCGACAGAAUAAGCAUUCUAUCCGAUGAUAUAUUGUUGUCUAUAAUGUGCCACUUGACUUUUAGGGAAGUUGUUGCUGCUAGCAUACUUUCUCUUCGGUGGAGGUACUUGUGGACCUUCUCACGAACCCUAGAUUUUGAUGGCUUGCAAUCACUAGUGAAGCUGGUUUUUUCUGUAGGAAAACUGAGUUUGAACCUCGAUAAAGCGAGGCUGAAUUACGUCACGUGGGUCGAUCGUGCCAUAGUAUCGCAUAAAGAAUCCACCAUUGACGAACUCCGUGUAUUCUUCAACUUAAGUAGAACUUACACAAGUUCAAUCGAUAAAUGGCUUAGAUUUGCUCUGGCCAAGAAGGUUCAGAGGCUCGAGUUGAAUUUGACAGACAAUGCUUGCUUCAAAAGCCGCACAUAUAAUGAGUGCUAUGAUUUUCCAUAUGAGCUUUUGUUUUGCAACUCGGGUGCUGAUUUCAAGUACCUGAAAAGGCUGUCUUUGAAUUAUGUGAACGUGAAUGGUGAAGCCUUGGAGUUCAUCUUACGCAUAUGUCCUCUCCUUGAGGACUUAUCUGUUGCACAAUCUGGAGAACUCAAGAUUCUGAAGAUAACUGGACCUUUGCCAUCCUUGAAACGUGUGGGGAUAUACUUAUGCCACAAGCUUCAGUCAUUUCAGAUUCGUGAUGUAAAUAUUGUUCAUCUGACGUACUAUGGCUCAAGUGUACGUUUUUUUCUUGAGAAUGUUCCUCUACUUGUUGAUGCUUGCAUUGGGGGAUUGAUCACUGAACACAGGGAAGUUGUCCUACAAUUGCUUUCAACCUACCUCCCAAAAUUAGAGCGGCUCAAGCUAGAUAUUUUAAAUGUGCAUUGUUGGGCGGUAAGGUUGCAAUACCUGUUUUUUCACCCUAAAUUGUUCUACUCCAAUGUAAAAAUGAGCAGUCUCAAGCAAUUAGUGGUGAACGUUGGGGUGACUGGUGGCUACUCUCUUUUGCAGCUGGCUAAUUUAAUUUGCAUGUCACCUUUCUUGCAAAGUUUUGUACUAAAGGCAUAUCGUGGUGAACCAAAGUUUGUCAAGAGGAAGAUGGAAAAAGUUGUGAGUUUAUAUCCUCACCUCAAGGAGUUAAAGUUUGAGGGAUAUUGUGGUGAGGUAAGUGACCUCGAAUUUAUUAUGCAUUUCAUGGAGAAUGCUGCUUUACUGCAAAAUAUUGUUAUCGAUCCACGCAAACCUUGGUCGUCUACUUAUCAGCAAGCAUUCCGCUAUAAUGGUGCGUUUCGGCAUGAAAUUAUCAAGGAAGAAGAGGAAGCAAGGUCUCGUGCUGCGGAGCAACUUACACAUAAAGUGCCUCGUAACAUAUAUUUUGAGAUCCUAUAAUUUUGUUAGUUGGUUUAUUUUAUGUUUCUUACAUUGUUUUGUCCUUUGUGAUCAAUAAAAUAGUUUCAUUCGUUGCUCCUUAAGACCUUAGUAGAAUGAGAAGAUUUUUUCAUAAAUGUCCAUUUUAAAAAAUAUUCUCAAACAAUC